Molecule: messenger RNA, 5793 nt
Organism: Plasmodium vinckei vinckei
Lineage: Eukaryota; Apicomplexa; Aconoidasida; Haemosporida; Plasmodiidae
Product: conserved Plasmodium protein, unknown function
Exons: 2
Coding region: 1-5793 (1930 amino acids)
Source: RefSeq, a predicted model, not a curated record
AUGAUUAAUAUGCAUAUGCAAAUAAUUCAAAAUGAAAAAAAUAACAAUAUCGAAGAACAACAUAAUAAAUAUUUAAAUAAUGAGGUGAAGAAAAGUAAUUAUUGUGAUAUAUCUUUAUUAAAAUUAAUUGAUGAAUGGUCUGAUAUAGAAGCUAAUUUAUACCCAAUUAAAAACAACAAAAUAUUAAAAAAGAUAAAAUAUGAAAUAAAAAAAUUUAUAUAUUCAAAUAUUUUACACAAAAUAAAAGUCAAUUUUAGCUUGUUUAAAAUAUAUUAUAAUUAUAAAUAUAGCUACAAUCUUUCAUAUGUAAAUAAUCAGUAUUUGUUUGACAUAUGCUCAAACAGUUGUGACUAUUUUUACGAAAUAUUAAAAAAAUAUCACCAAGAAAAUGACUAUCAAUCUUGUGACACAUUUUUGGAGGAGAAACAUGAAAAAGGAUGUGAGCAAAAAAACGAAAAUGACCUGACCUGUUCAGAAAAUACCUGCAUUGUUCAUAAAAAUUAUAACAAAUAUAUGGAUGAAUUAUUUCAUGAAAAUAAUAAUAUUAACAAUAAUGAGGAAAAGUGUCUUAUCCUAACUCAGUUAUACACAUCAAUAGUUUACUAUUUUAUUUUGUUAAUAAAAAAUAAGUACUAUCUAGAUUUUAUUUGCCUGUACAUGUACAUAAAAUUUUACUUUUCCCUAAAUCAGUUAUUUAUAAAAAGAAAUAUAUGUUUAAAUUUUACAUGUCACAAAACUUUUUUGGAUUUACUUUUUUUAUUAUCGGACAUAAGUAUAUACAACAGUUUUGAUGAUGAAAAUAAUGGAAGGAAAGAAAAUGAAUGGGGAAAAAAAUACACAAAUAAGUUAGGAGAUUUUUAUAAUUUUGAUAAGAUUGAUGAAAAUAUAAAUAUAGGCAAUCUAACAAAUUUAUCUUUUAAUUUACUUUUAAAUUUAAGAGUAAAUAUAAAUUUUUAUGAAACAAAUUAUGAUAUAGAUCAAAAUAAAUAUAAAUAUAUUUGUAAGUAUUUAUUAUUUUUUCAAAAUGAACUUAUACAAAAAUAUAUUAUAAAAAUAAACGAACUAACCAAUUUAACAUCAAAAUAUAAACAAUAUAUUUCUAAAAAAAAUAAGCAAACUAAACAAGAUACCAAUUCAAAACACACACAUUUGUCUAACCCUUCUGAGUCAUAUAUUCAAGACUCCUUAGCUGAUUAUAUGUCUGUACAUUGUACUGACCAACCAAAACAUAUUAUAAAUUCUAGACAAAAAAAUUAUAAUGAAAUAAAUGGCUUUUCUUCAGCCCAUGCUAAUAGUACACAUCAUUAUGAUGGAUAUGAAAACUUUUCAAAUAAAAAUAAUUUACUUAAAAAUUAUAUCUUUCAAAAAAGUAAUAACAUAUUUAGCAUAGGUAAUGAUAUGGAUAUGGAUAGUUUAGCCAUACUAUACGAAGAUAAUAAUUUUUCAAAUUACAAUAAUAAAUUUUUAAAUAAUAAUCCAAUGAUUAUGCAAUUUGAUAAUCACAUAAAUAUAAAAAAUAAUUACUUUGAAAAUCAGUUUGUUUUCAUUUGUUUAAAUAAUAAAACAUAUAAAAUUCAAAUUGAAAAGUUAAUUCCAAAUUUUUUUCAUAAAAAAACUAUUCUUAAUCUUAGCUCUGAAUAUAUAUACAAUGAUCAAGCGGACAUUGACUUAGUAAACUUUUUUAACUCACCAAACAUAAUACUAAAAAGGAAUACCAAAUGUAUAAUCAACUAUUUUGACAAACCUAACUAUAAUGAUGUAAAUAAAAAUAAAACCAAACAUUUUGAUCAUGAAGAAUGUAACUCCUUUAUAUGGGGAAAGUCUUAUGCUAAUGAUACACUUAUAUUGAAAAUAUUAGAACGGAAAAUAAUAAAUGAAAAAAAUGAAAAAUAUAAAAAUAAUUAUUUAAACAUAAUUAAUAGUAUAUAUGUAACCCUACAUAAGAAUGUCAUUUGUAGUAUAGACCAUCGAAUUGAAGAAUAUAGAUAUAUAAUUUUAAAAAAAUUUUUUAUAUUUCUUUCUAAUAAUUUUCAAAAAAAUGACAAUUGGAAAAAUUAUACUCUUGAAUGUUUAGUUGGGUAUGAAAAUGAAAUGUUUACUUCAAAUAAAAGGCAAAGAAAAAUUGUAGGUAUUGAUAUAAAUUAUGAUAAAUUUUGUGAAAAACAAAUUAAAAAAAUAAAAGAUGGAUCUAUAUAUAUUAGUAAAAAUAUAAUAUGUGUUGAUUAUAAUAUAGCUUUUUGGGAAAUAAAAAAAAAUAAAAAAUAUUUUUAUCUUUAUUUUAAACCAUUCCAAAAUAUAUUUUCCUCUCCCUUCUAUCAAAAAUAUUUUCACAUAUUUUUAUAUUUCUCUAAGAUUGGAUCAUUAGUACGAUAUAUCAAAACAUUUGUUCAAGUUUUUUUAAAACUUAUUUAUAAAAAAGAAGAGGAUUACACAACAAGAAAAUCGAAAUUAAUUGAUGAAAUAAAAAAUAGACAGUUCAAUGAUAUUAUUCCCUUUGGUGAUAUUUUUAUAUCAUUUAUAAAUAGUGUAAAUAAAUAUAUUCUUAAAUAUGAAAAAGUUAUAAGAAAAAUUAUAUUGUAUGCUGAUUUAAAAACACCUUUAGAUAUAUAUAAUAAAAUAAAACAACAUACAGAAUGUAUUACAUUUUUAAGUUUCCUAUGUUCAUGCUAUACAUAUAAAAUAGACAUAUUUAGCAAAGAUCCAUUUUCUUUUUAUCAAACUGCUAAUCUAAAUAAAGAAAAUGCAAAAUUUGUCUCAGAAUAUAACUACGUUUCAAAUAUUAUCUAUGGCCUUACUAACAAUAACUUUCAAAAAACAAAAUUAAAUGAAGAUAAAAGACUAGCACUAAAUAGUAACAAAAAUAAUGUCCAUCAUAAGUUUGAAACAAAAAAUAAAUACUUGUUCAUAUUUCCUAGGGGAAACGAACUUAUAAGUUAUGUUUACUCUUUUUACUAUUUAUUUAUAAAUAUAAAUAAUAAAAAUUUAAAAAAAUUAUGUAAAUAUAUUUUUUUAAAAAUAAUUAAACCCUUUCUACACUUCCUUUAUUCUUAUGUAUUUAUGGGAAUAAAUAAAGACUGUUAUUUUGAAUAUAUUUUAAACGACCAAAUUAAUAUGCAAUUUUUUUUUAUAUACAUGGACCGCCAAAUUAUUUUUAACAAACCCAACUUGAAAUCAAAUCAAACACUAUCCCUUCCCAUUUUUUUGAAGUACGCUAUUCAAAUUGUCUACGAUGCAGCCUCCCUUUCCAAGUUUUUACGACGAUCAAGUGAAAACGAUUUUUAUCUCUCCCUUCCAAAAUUUCCAUCAAAUAAAUCCUUUAAAAAUGGAAAAAAAAAUAAAAAAAUAAACAAAAAUAAAAAAACAAAUAGAGUAGAAGACUUUUGUAUAAAAAAUGAAACAGAAAUCGCCAAAUUUCUAUGUUCAGCUUCCAUAAAUAAAAUAAAAAACUUUUUAAAUUUUUACGAUAAAUAUAAAAAAAUAAAAAAAAAAGAAAAAAAAAAAAAAUCUCAAAAUAUUUUCAUAAAAUGCUGGAACAAUGAAAAAUACUUAAAUUAUGUUCAUAAAAAAACGAAAAAAAAUGUAGGAAAUAAAUUAAGAAAUUAUUUUGACAUUUUUUGUCUUUUUCUUCUUAACGUUAAUGAUAAUACAAUAAAUUAUGAAUCAGUCAUAAAAGGAGAAAGUUUUAUGAAAAAUAUAAGACCGUUUACAACAUCACAUGAAGGAAAGAAAAAACAAAUUAUGUACAACCAUUUUGGAAAUUUUAAUAAGUUAAAAAAAAUAAAAAACAAUUUUAAAUAUUCGAUGAAUCGAUAUGCUAACAUAGCUACCAUGAAAAGUUCUCUCAAAAUUCAUUCCCUAGUUAGUAUAAAUAAAAGGAAAAAAAAAAAAAAAAAAAAAAAAUCAAUAACUUUUUAUAAAAAAAAAGUAAACAGACUAACCAAACAAAACAAGACAUAUUAUGACACGGAUGCCUUAUCGACUUCCCUCUCAUCAACUGAUAAUGAAAUUGAACAGGUUGAUAAUAUGGAUAACGGCCUGAAUAUAAAUAAUAAAACGGAUCCGUUAUCAUCGAAAAAUAUGGCAAUACAAACACAGUAUAAUACACACACCACACAAGGAGAAAAAGAAAUCGAUUUACAAAAUGGUCAUUAUAUAAAUAAAAAAAAUGAAAAUAUCAAACUCAUUGAUUUAUUCAAAUUUAAAACACACACUGAGUAUGAGUAUAGUGACGACAUUUUAUCCCAAAAAAAUAAUUUAAUAAAAUUUAAAAUAAAUUAUAAGGAAGAAACACAAAUUAAAAACAGUGAAAAACCAUUACAACCCAUACAUGAUAAACCAAUUAAAACGACUUAUAUUAAUGAACAUGAUGUUGAAGUUAAAAGUAUAAACUAUUUUUUAUAUAGAAAUAUAUUUAUUCCUAUAAAUAAUCAUUUUUAUACUAUUAAUAAAAUACUUGUAUAUUCAUACUUGAUAAAUAAAAAUUUACUAGCUUAUUUAUGUUUGCUAAAAUGUUUACUAUUCGAUGAAUGUGAAGAUAAUUAUAAUUUCCUCAGUUCUAUUAUGCUAACUAAAAAUAAUUUAACUAAGCUACAAAAUGUAAACUUAAAUAAUUUGGAAAUUGACGAUAAUUAUGGAAACAAAAUAAAUAAGACAGAUAAUAUUUAUCAUUCAAGAAAAUUAUCAAACAGUAUUUCACACAAAAACAAAAUUCUUAUUGAGCAUAAAUUUAAUACAAAUUUUUAUAAAGCCAACCUUAUAACAAAUAAAUUUUUUAAUAUAAAUAUAAAUAUACACAUUCCUUCAAUUUUAAAAAUAUUUUUUGAUAAUGAUGUUGUAAAUUAUUAUAAAAAUAUAUACUGUUUAGUCUCUUUAUUCUAUUUUACUAUAAACAAUUUGAAAGAUAUCUUUUUUAUUAUACGUUUAUUUUCAAAGCCAGUCAUAUAUAAGUAUGCCAAAAAAACACCUGAACAAUCACACACAACUAGCGAUGAAAAUGAAGCAGAAAAAAAAAAUGAAAAAAAACUAUUCACCAAUACAAGCUUUAAAUAUAUGAAUAUAAUUAAAAAAAUUGCAAACAAACAUAAGGAUUAUACGGAUGAAAAUGAAGAUAUUGAAAAUUGCUUUUGUGUUGUAAGUAAAAAAUCAAGUCACAUUUUUUUGACAAAUCAUAAAAUUUUAAAUGUGGGAUUUGAUAAAAAAUUUCUGACCAGCAAUAAUAAUAAAAUAAUAAAAUAUCUUGAAAAUGUGAAAAUAUUUAAUGAAAUUUUAAACGAUUUUAAUAAAAUACGAAGUGAAAUGCUUUUAAUUAUUACUUAUUUAUAUGAUUACAUAAUUAAUAUAAAUAUUUAUAAAAAUUAUUUUUUAUGUUUUCAAAAUAUGCUAAAGACAGAUCAAUUUAUUCAACUAAUUUAUAUUCAUAAAUAUUUUCUUCAAUAUAUUUUUAAGUUCUCAUUUUUGGCUAGUAAUUUUUUUUUUUUUAGCAAAAUCAUUUUUAAUAUUAUUAACACUAUAGAUCAAUUUAAAAAGCUAGUAACUUCUCUACAGCCUUUGGAUAAUUUGAGCUCAGAUCAAGACCAAAUAUUUUCUCUUCUUUUUGAUAAACAUCAUAAAAUUGUUGAAGAAAAUAUUAUUUUAUUAACAUCCGAAGAGGCACAAAAAAUUAUCAAAAAUUUUUAUAUUAAUAGAAAUAAUUUAGUUACACACAUAACCAAAUUUCAAAACACCAACCUCGAUUAUAUUUACAACAAAUUUUAUUUUAAUGAUUAUUAUUCGUCUUUAUUUGAUCAGUCAUAG